Triticum aestivum (bread wheat) is the source of this 621-nucleotide messenger RNA. RefSeq lists its product as uncharacterized. Lineage: Eukaryota; Viridiplantae; Streptophyta; Magnoliopsida; Poales; Poaceae. The record is from RefSeq and is a predicted model, not a curated record. The transcript is spliced from 4 exons. The coding region runs from base 123 to 611 and encodes 162 amino acids.
CUGUCCCCUCACAUCACCCCCACCCUGUUGUCAUCUACCUCCACCCCACCUAACGCAGCUCUGUGUCCCUCUGUUCUUCUCACCAGAAGGAGCUCGGCUCCCACAGAACCAGGUGCGGCAGCAUGUUCCUCGCCGCCCGAGUUUCCCUACCACGGCGAGCCCCCUCAUCCUCCGGUGCUGGGCGAGGACAGUCGGUGGGGAGCGAGGCUAGUCGGUGGGGAUCCGGACCACAUGAAGAGGUUUUUGUUCUCGACAUGUUAGAGCUGGGUGUACUAAACAAGCCCCAAGGAGUAACACCAAGAAUAGGCUUGUAUGACUAUGAGUCGAUGAAAAAGAUGCUCGAGCAAAUCGCGGUUAACUUCCCCAGUGGAGAAGUCACUUUCAACAGUGGCAAGGUUACGAGCGGUACGUCUGCGGGAGGGGGGCUCGAGGCACAUGGAAAUGAUCCGGCAAAAGAAAAAAUCGCUAAGCCAGCUAUAGCCCCAAAAAGAGCAAGCACUCCAUGCUCACCAAUGCUACGAUCUACUUACACCAAGAAUGGCCCGCAGGAAUUUCCAAAUUAUAUAUGCUCGCGGUACCCUAGCAUAUCAGCACAGAAGCUUGCGGCCUAGCAAACAUAUC